UCAAAAUCCGGUCCCCAAAUUCGAAACCCUCGACACCGUCGAGGUGCGGACUCGGGACUCCUCGUCUCUCUCACACUUCAUCUUCAAUCCGAGACGCCCUAGGGAAGUCGCGAAGACCGCUUGCAGCGAAGGCAUCUAAGGGUAUUCCUUCGUCUAUAUCUAACCUUCGAAAAUCGGCUUUAUAAUAGAUGGAGUUCAAAGAGUAUGCUUAAAGAUGUUGGAAGCGCAAAAUGAUAAAUUACUCGAAGACUUUUAUUUUCUUAUCUACAUAAAUGUUUGAUGUUUUAAUCAGAGAAAGUUAGAGAUAGCUGCUGCUUGUUAAGAGCCAGCUAUGCUACGCGCAGGACUAAAAGAAAACCCAUGCCAUGAUAGCAAUAACCAGAAGGUUUAUCCACAACCGAUGGACGAGGCAGCAAAUCGGAAUAAAGAGUCCAUAGAGACGCUAGUUUCAAAAAUAUUCAACAAUAUUUCAUCCCUGAAAGCUGCUUACAUUCAGCUACAGGAUGCUCACACUCCUUAUGAUCCUGAGAAGAUUCAGGCUGCUGAUAAACUCGUAAUUGGAGAGCUUAUGAGGCUCUCCGAGCUCAAGCACGCCUAUAGAGAGCAAAAACCAAAACUAACAUCAUCCUCAUCACCUCAGGAUUCUCGUUUAGUCUCUGAAAUUCAAGAACAACAAAGCUUGCUCAAGACUUACGAAGUCAUGGUUAAAAAGUUUCAAUCUCAGAUCCAGAACAGAGAUACCGAGAUCCUUCAGUUGCAGCAGCAAAUCCAGGAGGCUCAGCAGAGAAAGGUAAAGCUCGAGAAGAAGCUCAAGCAGAGGGGCUUGCUGUCCAGAGAACCAGGCGAUUCUGAGGAAGAUAACUUCUUCUCUAUUGAACUGACUCCCAGUUUGUUUGCUUCGGCCGUAGAAACCGCAUACAAAGCCAUUCACGAUUUCUCAAAGCCACUGAUUAACAUGAUGAAAGCAGCAGGGUGGGAUCUGGAUGCAGCGGCAAAUGCCAUCGAAUCAUCUGUAGUUUAUGUGAGAAGGCCGCACAAGAAGUAUGCAUUUGAAGCACACAUUUGCCAGAGAAUGUUCAGCGGAUUCGAAGAGGAAAGCUUUUGUGUUGAUACAGGCGAUCUUAAUGUAUCUAACGAAGGGUUUUUCCAUCAGUUUCUUGCCAUUCGAGCCAUGGAUCCAUUGGAUGUAUUGAGCCAAAACCCAGAUUCCAUUUUUGGAAGAUUUUGCAGAAACAAAUAUCUCUCGAUCAUCCACCCCAAAAUGGAGAGCUCUUUCUUUGGCAAUGUUGAUCAGAGGAACUAUGUGAAGAGCGGAGGGCACCCGAGGACACCGUUCUACCAGGCUUUUCUGAAACUGGCCAAGUCCAUCUGGUUGUUGCACAGACUUGCUAAUUCUUUUGAACCUAAUGUCAAGGUUUUUCAGGUGAGGAGUGGGACUGAAUACUCAGAGGUCUACAUGGGAUCUGUGGUUAAAAACCUUAUACUGAGUGACGACGAGCAUAGACCGAAGGUUGGACUCAUGGUGAUGCCGGGUUUCAUGGUUGGUGGCAGCGUCAUUCAGUCCCAAGUGUAUCUUUCGGGUGUUGACUGUGCCGAAUGAAUAAGAACAAGAAGACCUGCAUUUCUAAAUGACAUGCGCUGAAGUUGCUAAUCAUGUGUAGGAGAGAUUUAUUGAUGCUUCAAUGAAAUCUAUAUCUGAAUCUGUAAAUGAUAGAGGAGAGGUUUGAUAUAAGAACCUGGAAUCCUCAACAUUAUUCUGUGCUAGCUGCUAAAUGUUAACUUGAAAUCCUGCUUUUGCUUUUUCUGAAGGAAUAUUUACAUACAUACCACCCAAUUCUCAUGUAUUUACAUAUCUAGCACCUGAACUUAUGUAUUUACUGUUA
Molecule: messenger RNA, 1883 nt
Organism: Phalaenopsis equestris
Lineage: Eukaryota; Viridiplantae; Streptophyta; Magnoliopsida; Asparagales; Orchidaceae
Exons: 3
Coding region: 332-1600 (422 amino acids)
Biological process (GO): negative gravitropism; response to red or far red light
Source: RefSeq, a predicted model, not a curated record